Molecule: messenger RNA, 2806 nt
Organism: Poeciliopsis prolifica (blackstripe livebearer)
Lineage: Eukaryota; Metazoa; Chordata; Actinopteri; Cyprinodontiformes; Poeciliidae
Product: inactive dipeptidyl peptidase 10-like
Exons: 26
Coding region: 89-2479 (796 amino acids)
Biological process (GO): proteolysis
Molecular function (GO): serine-type peptidase activity; dipeptidyl-peptidase activity
Source: RefSeq, a predicted model, not a curated record
CGGAGCGUCCCGCAGCUGCUCCACUCUGAGCCGCAUCCCGAACCCCGCAGCCGCAUCCGGAGCAGCGCAGCGGCGGAACCGCGGAGUCAUGAACCAGAGCGCCGGAGCCGCGCAGCAAACCCGGAGCUUCUCCCUGGACGAGAAGCAGGACAUCGGGCCGAUCGGACCCGACCGGAACUGGAAGGGUAUCGGCAUCUCGCUGCUGGUCAUCAUGGCCGUCCUCUCCUGCAUCGGCGUCUCCAUCGUCCUGCUGUCUCCAGAUGGGUCCGGUAAGCCGCUGAUCGCGCCGCUGGCUCUGGAUGACCUUUUCCAGAGGAGCUUCCAGAUCCACGAUCCGCAGGCAAAAUGGAUCAGCGCGCAGGAAGUCGUCUACCGCGGCUGGAACGGAGACGUUUUCAAACUCGACGUCUACAGCGACGAGACGGAGCUGCUGCUGAAAAACUCAACGUUUGCAAUGUUUAAGGCUACUAAGUUUGCAGUUUCUCCAGACAAGAAGUUUGUUCUGCUGGGAUACGACGUCCAGCCGGUCUACAAGCAUUCCUUCCUGGCGUCCUUCCUGAUCUACGACCUGUCCACCAGGGAAGUGUGGGAGCUCAACCCGCCCGAGGUGUCAGACUCCGUCCUGCAGUUCGCCUCGUGGGGCGUUCAGGGCCAGCAGCUGCUCUACGUUUUUGAGAACAACAUCUACUACCAGGCCACCAGCCGGAGUUUCUCCUGGAGGCUGACCUCGUCCGGAGAGGAAGCUGCCAUUUUCAACGGCAUCGCAGACUGGCUUUACGAGGAGGAGGUGCUGGACUCCCCGGUGGCCCACUGGUGGUCCCCUGACGGCUCCAGGCUGGCCUACCUCACCAUCAACGACUCGCUGGUCCCCAGCAUGAUGCUGCCUCGCUUCACUGGCUCGCUCUACCCUCGAGGGAUGGAGUACCCUUACCCCAAGAUGGGGCAGAUCAAUCCCAGCGUCAGCCUCCACGUCGUCUCUUUAGACGGCAGCUCCACCUCCACCCAGAUCAGGCCUCCUGACAGCCUGGAGAACAGCGAUUUCUACGUCACCAUGGUGAAAUGGGUGACCCGGCAGAACCUGAGCGUCCGUUGGGUCAAUCGAGCUCAAAACAUGUCGAUUCUUUCUCUGUGUGACGCGUCGUCAGGCGCCUGCAUGACAAAACACGUGAUGACAUCAGAGGCGUGGCUGGACCGGCAGAACCAGGAUCCGCUGUUCUCCAGAGACUGCUCCACGUUCUUCAUCACCGCCGCCCAGCGUGAUGACGGCGAUGGCGUCUUCAGUCACAUCGUCAUGAUCUCCAGCCAGUCUGACGGGGAAAAGGUCAAAGUUCAGCAGCUGACCUCUGGAAGCUGGGACGUCUCUGAGGUCCUGUCCUACGACGAGAACUCCAGAUCAGUAUAUUUCCUGAGUUCAGAGGAAGGAUCAACUCAGCAGCACCUGUACAGGCUCUCUGUGCGGAAUGGUUUCCAUAAAGAAUGUCUGAGCUGCUCUCUGUUCAGACCUGAAUGCAACUUCUACCAGGCCGCCAUCGCUCCGGACAACCAGCAUGUUCUGCUCAGCUGUACAGGUCCAGGGAUUCCUCAGACGUCCGUCCACCGGCUGGACGACCUGAGCAAAUUUACAACUCUGGAAAGAAACGCAGAGCUGAGACGGGUUCUGACUAACAGAACGGUACCGAGGACGGACCGGAGAACCAUACAGAUAAAUAACUCUGGAUUGGUUCUGGAGCUGCUGGUUCCGUCGGACCUGGACGAAUCGACAGAGCAUCCGCUGUUACUCCUGCUAGACAGCGCCCCUGGUGGCCGGGUGGUGAGCGAGCGUUUUUCUCUGGGCUGGGAGUCGGUUCUGGUCAGCUCUGAUGGGGUCGUGGUCGCCCGUGUGGACGGGCGGGGCAGCGCCGGCCGGGGUCAGGACGUCCUGCAGGCCAUCUACCAGAACCUGGGGCAGGUGGACGUUCAGGACCAGAUCGCGGCGCUGCGCCGUCUGAUGAAGCUUCCCUACAUCGACCGCAGCCGAGUGGGAGUUUAUGGAAAGGCGUAUGGAGGCUUCCUGUCGUCUGUCCUCCUCCUGACCUUCAGCUCGGUGAUUAAAUGCGGUGUCGCUGUGGCUCCAGUUACCAACUGGAAACUCUGUGGAUCUGCCGGUUCUGAGCGAUUUUUUGGUUUUCCUGUGAAGGCGGAUCUGAACUACCAGCUGUCCAGUCUGAUCCGGGACUCCUCAGGGCCCGGUCCCCGGGACUUCCUGAUUGUCCACGGCACGGCCGAUGCCUCUGUCCACUUCCAGCAUUCAGCAGAGCUGAUCCAGCUGCUUUCAGCCCGAAACUUUAACUACACCCUGCAGAUCUUCCCAGAUGAAGGUCACCAUCUCGUCGGAGUGAAGAGUCAGAGAUACUUCCUGACUUCGCUGCUCAGUUUCUUCAGACGCUGUUUUGAGGAGGAGGCAGCUGUUGCCAUGGAGACGUCUAAAGAGGACGACUGAAGGGUCACGACCUUUUCACGUCACUUAAGACUUUCUGUCACAUUUAAAAGAAGAAGAAAACACCAGAAAUGAAAAAUAACCACCUCCUAACAUCUGCAACAGAACUUUAGCUCAUUAAUAUUAGUUAUUAUUACUUUUCAUUGUCAUUGUUAUCCUAUUGUUUUACUUAUUAUUAGUCAUUGUAAUUUAUUAUUGCUGGAUCAUCAGAACAUUCUGAUAGCAUUAGCCUCCAGAGAGCGCAGCUGGACUCUGAUGAUGUCAUCAAACUGCGACGCUGCUUCCUGCUGCAGAAAUUCUUUUGAAUAAAAUAUAUUUAACAUCAACAAA